CUCCAGCCAAAUUAUGCACAUUCCGCUCCUCGCUCCACUCCAGCUCCACUACUCCACUCACAUCCUCUGAUUCACAUGGCACCAACGGAAACCCUUGUUUUUGUCUUCUGUUGCAAAACCUUUUGCUAUGUAUUAAUACCGCGUGCAUUAAUGAACUGUCUUCAUCUGGUGUUCUACCGGGUUUCACCUGGUAUUUUGCUUGGUUUUUCACCUGGUGUUGUACCAGGUAAGCGUGAUCGGUAUCCUGACUACAGUGAGGGCAGCGCGGCUGGAGCGGAGAGCAGACGGUACUCUAACGACUCCACCAAGUCAGAAAGUUUACUUCACAAACCCUGGAGACAGAAACCCAGGAGUUCGCCCACCCCUGCAUACCCACCAAACAUAGACCGACUGCCACAGGGUCUCAGACACAGAGAAAGUAGUAGUAGCUGGCUGUGCCAGAGCCCCUACAUUGGCGUCCCCUCAAAGGGCGCACCCCAACUCCCCAGCCCCUCCAUCACUUUCAGCGACUCCUCAGCCAGCCUCACCCAGAGGAAAGCCAAGGCUCUUGGUCCCGAGUUUAUCCGAAUGGCUGACGAACCCCAGGUAGUUCUGGAGCUACCCGGAUCCAUAGUGUCUAAGAAGGGAAGGUCUUGUUCGUCCCAGAGAGAGGUCAUUGUGGUGUUGCCCAGUGGUCAGUCUGUAUUGGUCAGAUGUGACAUAAAGUCUAGAGGGAGGGAUGUGUUUGACAUGGUGGUGGCUCACGCUAACCUGGUGGAGCACUUCUACUUCGGACUGGCCUACAUCGACGAUGAUGAAUAUUUCUUCUUGGACCAUGAGACGAAAAUCUCUAAAGUUGCUCCUGACAGUUGGAAGAAAGUAGUGUCGACCUCUUUUCUUGUUUUUCUAAGGAUCAAGUUUUUUGUCGAUGAUAUCUCCUUCAUAUUACACAAGGUGACGCUUCACCAGUACUACUUGCAGCUGCGGAAGGACAUCCUAGAGGACAGGUUGUACUGCAACGAGGAGACAGGCAUGUUCCUGGCGGCUCUUGCUCUACAAGCUGAGUUUGGGGACUACAUGUCUGAGUUGUAUGGCAGGAACUACUACCAGCUGGAGCAGUUUGUGUCUAAGAGGAUGCUGGAGAAGAUGGCUCUGCCCAAUCUAAAGGAGGAGUUGUCACGGUUACAUGCCAACAAUGCCGAGAUGCUGCCAGAGGAGGCAGAAACCGAGUACCUAAAAAUCGCCCAGCAGCUUCCAGAGUAUGGGAUGGUGUUCCAUCGGGUAGGCCGGGAGAAGAAGCCGGUGGUGGGGGAGCUGGUGCUGGGAGUCUGUGCCACAGGAAUCAUCGUCUAUGAGCUGAAGAACCACCUCCGCACUGUCACACGGCGAUUCCUCUGGAGGGAGACCGAUACCAUCUCCGCCAACCAUCGUAAGCUGACCAUAGAGUGUGGUGGUCCCAGUGGUAAGAAGCACAGCUUUGUAACAGAGAGUUCUAAGAUUGCGCAGUACCUCCUUAGUCUCUGCUCCGGGCAGCACAAGUUCCACAGCGAGAUGAGUUCCAGGCAACUCAGCCACAGCAUCGCUCAAGAUGAGAACAUUGACAAGUACCAGUCUAUUUGUCGGACCAGUGACUCCCGUAUGAAGCGUCUUUCAUGUUCUGAGGUUGUCCUGAACAGCGUAGAGUUACCAUCCAACCUCGGCCACCGCGAGUCAUUAAGUAAGUCGUGUGAUGACAUCACGGCGAAGGUGGAGGCGCGUCUAAGGCAACAGAGAGAGUUGAGGGAAAUGAACAGAGAUCUACCCGAGCCAUGCCCACUGUCAGAGAUGAAGGAACAGCAGGCCUGGAGUCCUCCAGAGCCCAUCCCCAGAAUCAUGUCCAAUCCCAUGCUACAGAAACAUGACUCCACAACCUCCUCUAUACAAGUAGACACUCCAACCAGGGGUUCUCCAGAGAGAGAGAUCAUCAGUCUGGUCCUAAGGAAAGACCCUAAACUGGGCUUUGGGUUUGUGAUAGUGGGGGAGAACAGCACAGGGAAACUGGACCUGGGAAUCUUCAUAGCCUCCAUUGUACCUGACGGACCAGCAGACAGAGACGGCAGAAUCAGACCAGGUGGUCGUCUGAUUUCUCUAAAUAAGAUCAGUCUGGAGGGCGUGACGUUCACUGACGCAGCAGUCAUCCUCCAGAACAGCCCUGAUGAGGUGGAGCUCAUUGUCUCACAGCCCAAAUAUUCUCUGAGAGACAGUAAGACUUCUCUGGCCCCCAGUACCCUGAGUCUGAUGUUGGAGAGGGGCAUUGGGUGCCAGACCACCCUGGGUGGAACAGAAUUCCAACCAGCCAUGGAGGAGCUGGAGGAUGCACUGGCUCUGUCUAACAUGGCCACACCUAAACAUGGCAAGAGACUCCACAUCCCUGUGGUCCGGAUCCUGGAUGCUCAGGAGGUGCGUUCCAGGUCUCCCUCUAUCUGCAGUCUGAGAGCCAGGGAACAGCUUGUGGUGGAGCUGAAGAAGGCCAACGGCAGCCUGGGCAUAAGUGUAGCUGGUGGCAUGAACACCUGUGUUCGUUACGAGGGGAUAUACAUCAAGAGUCUGGUGCCAGGGGCCGCUGCUGAGCAGGACGGGCGCAUUCAGAUAGGUGACCGACUGCUGGAAGUUGAUGGGUUCAACCUACGAAGUGUAACACACAAACAGGCCGUGGAGUGCCUGAAGAAGACUGGAGAGGUGGUGAGUCUGCUUUUAGAGAGGGAGCCCCAGGUGGUGUUGGAGGCGGGAGCGAAUCGCCCCCGCUCAGCUUCACAGAGCCAAUCAGGAAGUCUCAGGAGAGACAGCUCCAUGGUGAUGACCUUGAGUGGCAAGACCAAGGACUACAGCUUUGUCACUGAUGACAACACUCUGAAGGUGCUGUUGAAGAAGAGCCUGUGUGGUUUGGGCUUCAGCUUCUACAUCAGUGAGUUGAACAGUGGUUGUGACCAGGGCAGCAGUGUGGUGCGGAUCAAAACCCUUUUCCAGGGUCAACCAGCCCAGGAGUCAGGACAGAUCAGAGAAGGAGACGUCAUAUUGGCUGUUAAUGGACAAUGGGUUAAAGGCCUCAGCUACCAGAGGGUGUUGUUCCUGCUCCGUGGGCCUCCGUCUGAGGUCCACCUGACUCUCUGCAGACCUGCUCUUGGAGUACUGUCUCAACUGGAUGCUGACACACUGGUUCCUUUCUUGUCUCCAACCCGUGGGGUGAGGUCCAAGUCUCUAGACAUCAGGCUAGAGGAAGAUUAUAGCCAGCUGCUCAAGCUACAGGCAUACCAGAACCAUCAGUACAACCAGGAUAACCAGGCCCAGAAGGAGCCAAUGCAGACAUUACAAGCCCAGGACCAAGCCUCCAGGCAGGCCAGCCAAACAGACAAAUCCCCUGAGCCCUCUGGAGGUCCGAAGACUCAACAGAGUCAGGAUAGUCAAGACAGUGAGAUGGAUGCAGCCGAGAACCAGCCCUCCUCACCAUCUCCCACCCCUUCCUCACCCCCUUCCCCCAUCUCCCUCGCCAGCAGAAGUGAUGCAGGAGACAGUGAAGAGUUGUCGGUUGUGGACGAGGAAGUUUCCGAAGAAAUUAGCUCGGCAUCUGUCGGGGCCAAGACUAGUACUAGUCCCGUGUACACCAGUGGCAUCAGAGAAGAAGCGGACGGCAGUUUAACAUACUGCCUUAUGGGUGAUGGAAUAACCAUUCUGGCUGAUAAAGAGUACUUGACCAUCAGUUCGACUUCGGAGAGUCCCUCUAGCCUCACCUCAAACACCUCAUGUACCCCCAGUGUGGCUCCACACACUACCUCUCAUACCCCCAGGAACAGAUCCACCCUCCCUACUAGGGUCCGAUCCACCACCCCCAAAAGUACUUCCAUCCCCCACAGCUUGUCCUCGCAAACCACAAGCUCAACAAACCCCAAUUUGUCAUCGCAAACCACCUCUGUCCAGCAGACACCAUCUCAGCCCUCCUCUAAGCCUACAUCCAGCCUUUCCUCUAGGAUGUCUGACCUCAACAUCAGCCACUCGGUGCAUCCUCUCCAGCCCCAGCAUGCUACACCUCCUCUUCUCAGCCUCUCCUCCCAUACCUCCAACCCCAAUUCCAGGACCUCCGAUCGUAAACACAGCAUCACCUCCGAUCGUAAACACAGCAUCACAUUCAAGACUACCAAUGCCUCCAACAUCACUCGUUCAGUCAUCCAAUACCAUCCCCAACCCCCUGACACAUUGCCCCCCUCGCAACCCCCCGCACUCCACCCCUCUCCCCAGCCUCCCUUGUCCUCACUCUCUCCCCCAAUUCAGGCUGCACCUCUCCCACACACACACCCUACCUGGAGACAGGAGACAGAAGGGGAGGACGAAGAUGAGGAUGAGAAUGAGGAGGAUCCCAGAAAAGGCAUGAUGAAGGAAUUUGAGAUGUGUGUGGUUCUGACCAAGUCGUGGAGCGGUAGUUUUGGGUUCACCAUCACACGCAGCAAACUGGAUGCCUGCUACUACAUUCAGGACAUACUGGACAACCCUGCUAAGACUGACGGACGGCUCAGACCAGGGGACAGACUAGUCACGGUCAACAGCCAGGAUAUGACGAAUGUGACAGAUGAGGUUGCCAUGUCGAUCCUGAGGUCGUCUCCUAGGAGACUGAGUUUGAUCCUGGGGAGGGCGGUGACCAACCUGAUAGCUCCACCUUUUCCAGACAGCCUGCAAGACAUCAUACUGUACAAGACACCGACUGGACAGCUUGGUAUAAAGCUGACGGGUGGUAUAGGCAGCAAAUGGCAGGGGAUCUACUGUCUGGAGGUGGUUCCUGGUUCACCUGCCUGUGAGGAAGGCAGCGUCCAACCAAACGACAGGAUCCUGUACAUCUGUGGCCGAUGCACCAUGGGAAUGACUCUGGAGGACGCUGUCAAGGCCUGCGAGAACGCUCCACGCAAAGUGAAACUCAAGGCCACCAGAGAUGACCAGCCUGUGACUCCCAAAGCCAAGAGUAAUGCUAAAGCCGUGCCCGAGACCACUGGGAAAUUCAGACCACUUCUCUCUGUCACCUCCGAUCAAGACAGCUGUAUCUUGCAAAUAUAUGUGUGUAAGCCAGAGAGAGGGGGUCUGGGCUUUGCUCUGAUUGGAGGAUGCAACGGAAGCGCGCUCAGAGUGAAGGAGAUCUGCGCUGGAGGCGUGGCGCAGCAGGAUGGACUGCUCAGAGUGGGAGACAUACUGCUUGAGGUGAAUGGUAUAAUAGUAUCAGGUCUGAGCCACUGUAAGGUGGUGGAUAUCCUCCGUCAGGCUGAGGGAAACAUCCAACUCACAAUCUGUAGAGACAUACCACGGGCUAACACAGCACCCUGCACUGAUGCAUUCUUCUCUAUGGGCUUCCCUGGAGACAACAUGGCCGUCUGUCCUGGAUCCAAUAUGGCCUCCUGUCCUGGAUCAGCAUCCAAUAUGGCUUCCUGUCCUGGAUCAAAUAUGGCCUCUUGUCCUGCAUCAAAUAUGGCAUCUUGUCCUGGAUCAAAUAUGGCCUCCUGCCCUGAAGUCAACAUGGCUACCAGCAAUGGAUCCAACAUGGCAUCCUGCACUGGAUCAAAUGUGUCAGUCUUCAUCGAAGCCCGUAUGUCGAACAAAGCCGAACCAUACUACAACCCUUCUGCAUGCUCCUCACCUGAUGUCCAGCAGGACCUUGCCCCUGAGGGGACUUCUGAUCCAGUACCUGAUGUAGAGGAGGACAUUACCCCCCGUUUACCCCCCGACCCCUCCUAUCACCCCUCACUUCGCCUGCGGGCCCUCACAGAAGAGGACAUGGCUGGACAGGAGAGCUGUAACAGUAAACCCUCUCAUCCGGCUUGCUGCCUGUCCAGCAAGAGUAUGACUAACUUGCUCCAUGAAGCCUCGGACAGGAACCAAAUCCCUGUGAUGCCAUUGGACGAAACCAUGAUGGGCAGCAAGAACAGCCAAUCAGACGGCUGGAGCAGCGAGGAUGAGGAUGAUGAGACAUUUGAAGCUCAAGGUCAGGAGACCAUGUCAUCUUUCUCAGGUCCACCUAUAGUAUCAGAAGAAGAGUUGGCCAGCCUAGCCAUGAUCAGUCCAGCUAAGACCAGUCAAUACGCUGGGUCCAGAGUGAAAGCCCUCAUACAUAUACUACAACAUCAACUAGACCAGCAAGAGCUGGUCCGAGAGUUCAUGGCCUUGGAGCAUCUAAAGCCGUCUGAUAACUGUCUAGUGGGGAAAGCUCCGGAGAACCGGGAGAAGAACCGCUACCGUGACAUCCUGCCCUAUGAUAAGACGCGUGUUCCAGUGGGUGAUAACCAGGACUAUAUUAAUGCCAGUUAUAUCCGUAUGGAGGUUGGCAGUGAGGAGUUCAUCUAUAUCUCCUGCCAGGGUCCUCUGCCCUCCACUGUGCCCGACUUCUGGCAGAUGGUCUGGGAGAACAGGUCUGAUGUGAUAGCCAUGAUGACCCAGGAGGUGGAGAGAGGCAGGGUGAAGUGUCACUGCUACUGGCCAGAGAGGGUGAGCUGUCCCCUAGACACGGGACGCUUCCAGCUCAGCCUGGAGAACCAGCAGAUCAAGGAAUACUUCCACAUCAAGAUCAUCCGCAUGGUGGAGAAAGAGUCUGGUGAGACCCACUUUGUCCGUCACCUGAAGUUUAUCCGUUGGCCUGACCACGGUGUGCCGCGCUGUUCAGAGCAGCUGGUCAGAUUUAUCCGCUACCUCCGAGCAGUCCACCAUAAAGGACCUGUCACUGUACACUGUAGUGCUGGGAUAGGACGAACAGGAGUACUGAUCUGCACCGAUGUCAUCCUGAGUCUCAUAGAGAACGAUCUCCCGAUCAACGUCAGUAACAUUGUGAGGGAGAUGAGACUGCAGCGAUAUGGCAUGAUUCAGACUAAGGAACAGUACCUGUUCUGCUACAAGGUAUGGUUGGAGGUUCUACAUCGCAUCCUGCAGCUGCAUGGUAAACAAUGGCAACCAGAGAGCCCCCGCAAACUUAAUACGAGCCCUCGCACACACAGUAACCGAUGGCAACCUGAGAGCCCCCAUGAAGAUAAUCAAUUUGUUUGACCAGUUACUUGCCCCCGCCCGUUAGUUGAUUUUGUUAUGAACACUGUAUAUGUAUGUGUUUUAGCCAAUUCCUCUGUUCGUUUGAUGUCAUGCCGAAACAUGACUAUUCAGAGCUGGCUAAAGCACAUAUAGAUGGGACGACCAGGCUACAGUAUGUUUCUGCACGGUUUUGAUAUUUGGGUUCUCAAUUUAUUGAUGGAGGUAGACAUUUUUACUGUUGAUUCUUUUGUGUUUUUUUUUUGAGAUGGCAGUGACUGAUUAAAAACUUAAUUGAAAUGAGAGAUACUGUGACUACAGUAUUGGUUUGAGUUAGAUCAAUUAUUUGACAGCAUUUAGGGGUUUAGUGACUUUGUCUUCUGUGUUAAGUUAGGAGUGUUUUGGUUGUGUGACUUUUAAAGGGUGUUACUAUUUAAAUUGUUCUAUUUAAUCAUUUCACAUUUUAUUUUAAAGUUAAUGUGUAUAUUUUGCCUAUAAUCAAUUAUAACCUAAAUACAUUUACUAGCACCACAGCACAUCACUAAUCAACAAUGUCACUGCUCAUUGCAAUGCACAGGGUGAGGUGUAUUAUACCAAAAUGUAUAUUAGAAUAUCUUUAAAUAUGUAGCUAAUAUGUAGAGUUAAUGAAAUAUUGUGUUUAAAUAUUGUGAAAUAAGUGCAUGUAAAUCUUGUAUGAGUUUUGUCCAUGACUGAAACCAGAAGUGAAUAGAAUCAAGUGCCUUGGAAAGACUUUGUUUCACCUUCGGAAACCUGAAAACCAGAUUUGAUUGAACAGGACCCUGAGAACACGUGCUCUGUGUGAUUCUGUAAGGAAUCUCUGUCUGAUACUUUCACAGUUUUUUGUUCAUAUUGUGUUGUCCCACAGCUUGGUUUCACUGUAUGUGAAUUAGUGGUGAAACUGUCUUCAUUUUGCAGUCUGUCUACAACCACUGAACAAGUGCUUAGGCGUUUGAAAUGUAAUGGCAGUCAAAUGCACAAAAACAUAUUGUAUUUCUGAAAGCAUUUCUCAUCAUUGUACAGUAACAUCACUAUUGUAGCUGCAGUUUCAGUAGCAUGAUAAUAUACCUCACUGUAACAUACACUACCAGUACAGUGCAACCUUGGUCUGAACACUAUGUAUUACCUCUGACUGUCAUAUAAAAGCUGUUCUCAAAUA
Messenger RNA from Salmo salar (Atlantic salmon), 8182 nucleotides. RefSeq names its product protein tyrosine phosphatase non-receptor type 20 (gene ptpn20). Gene Ontology annotation, cellular component: cytoskeleton. Gene Ontology annotation, molecular function: protein binding; protein tyrosine phosphatase activity. Lineage: Eukaryota; Metazoa; Chordata; Actinopteri; Salmoniformes; Salmonidae. Gene Ontology annotation, biological process: protein dephosphorylation. The record is from RefSeq and is a predicted model, not a curated record.